Molecule: messenger RNA, 741 nt
Organism: Dibothriocephalus latus
Lineage: Eukaryota; Metazoa; Platyhelminthes; Cestoda; Diphyllobothriidea; Diphyllobothriidae
Source: the annotation of a GenBank genome assembly
UUACGUAAUACAGAGGAAAGUCCUUAUCUGGGCAAAUGUCGGUACAUUCGUAUGGCUAGUUCACCGAUCCAGUCCAGUCAGCGACAAGGACCGCGGGGCUCCCUUUUGUGUGGGCGCAGUCCAGACGCCGAGGAGGGUUUGUCGGAACAGGGCGGGCGUGCGUCUGACUUGGAUCCCCGUCGGGCUCAAUCGAUGGACCUCUCUCGUUCCUGUGCUCGUCCCACUGCUUUGGACCUCAAGCCCUUUCACCAUUCCUCCUACACUGAAACUGACGAAGGCACAUCUUCCAUGGAGUUCCUGCAAACGCGAUCUGAGGCUCUGCCUAUCCAGAAUCGGAAAUUAUCCCGACGCCAGCUUCUUGCCAUGACCCAUGCGAGUUUACCCAGUCCUCUAAAGUGUCCUGUCACGUUGCCAUACUACGGCCAGUCUCCCGAAAUUAAUGAUAUCUCCGAAUUCGAGGACACGGAUUCAGGCGGAGGCGGCAUCCGUUUUAAUGGCAACGGUUCAAAUUCCGUCGAACAUAGUCGCUCCCAGACACAUUCGCCAGCGUCUGGUCGCCAUGUCAACGGUCAGGAGUCUGGCGGACGAGCGCCGGAUUCCGGAAUCGAGACCACAAACAUGACGGUUCACACAAACGGAUCCUCUGGCAAUGGUGAUCAGGAGCAGAUGUUCGAGCCCGCCGAACCUAGCCUAGAAGACGUUCAGCUGGGCUCCUUUAAUAGCCUGCAAGGUAUGCUCUAG